Messenger RNA from Musa acuminata AAA Group (dessert banana), 747 nucleotides. RefSeq names its product zinc finger protein 1-like. The coding region runs from base 1 to 747 and encodes 248 amino acids. Gene Ontology annotation, biological process: negative regulation of abscisic acid-activated signaling pathway. The record is from RefSeq and is a predicted model, not a curated record. The transcript has a single exon. NCBI's taxonomy places the organism in Eukaryota, Viridiplantae, Streptophyta, Magnoliopsida, Zingiberales, Musaceae.
AUGGAAGCACUUGGGUUCGCCGUUGAUGCCACCCUCUCUCGGACUUCUUCCGCCCACUCUGAUACCCGUGUCGCCAAGGACGAACCUGUCAUGGCGUUGGAGGAAGAGGAGCAGCGGCAGGAAGGGAUCGGAGAGCAACCCGAGUUCAAUGGGAAGCUGUUGGACCUUAGCCUGUCCAACUCGGACACACAGAAGACCACGUCGCCGGGGACGCCAGUGCUUGUGCUCAAUCUCAUCGAGUCCUUGGGUUCCGUGGAGCCACCGAAUCCGGAGUCGCCGGAGUCGGAGCCCCGCGUGUUCUCGUGCAACUACUGCCGUCGGAAGUUCUACAGUUCGCAGGCGUUGGGCGGGCAUCAGAACGCGCACAAGCGCGAGCGGUCCCUGGCGAAGAACGGCGGCCGCGGGGGUGCCCGGCUCGGCGACCAAUUCAGCCACAGGCUUCCGCCGAGCAUGGCGGCGCUGCCACUGCACGCGUUGUACGGCGGGCGGCCUCUGGGCGUUCAGGUGCACUCGAUGAUACACAAGCCUUACUACGGCACUUCCUCUGGCAUCGUGUUACACGAACAGCACCGGCCGACGAUGAUCUUCGACCAGCAACAUGGCGUCGGCACAAGGACGUCGGUUCUCGUGGAGCGGUUCGACGAGCCUGGGGUAAUGACCGGGGACAUCCGAUGGGUUGAUGCCGGAGACAGUGGUAUAGGGAGCAGGAAGGAGGUGCAGAUGCUUGACUUGACCUUAAGGCUGUAG